Molecule: messenger RNA, 465 nt
Organism: Nicrophorus vespilloides
Lineage: Eukaryota; Metazoa; Arthropoda; Insecta; Coleoptera; Silphidae
Product: dual specificity protein phosphatase 23-like
Exons: 1
Coding region: 103-447 (114 amino acids)
Source: RefSeq, a predicted model, not a curated record
UUACUGUAUGCGGGUCCGGCCCGCCCGUAUUUUUGGCUUAGUCGUCGUCGGAUCGAUCCCGAAUUAACUGCACUCUCGUCUCAAACGUCUCUAUCAAUUGAAAUGUCGGAGGAGUUGGAUGACCUGCUGCUAUUGGAGACCGGUGACCCAGAGCCGUAUCCGCCGUGGAACUUCUCCUGGGUCGUCGAUGAUGAACUUGCGGUGAUGGCGUGGCCACAGAACACACUCAACUUGGAUUACCUCUACGAUGUGGGCAUCCGGCAUCUGGUCACGCUCUCUCCGGAGAAGACGCCGCCGAUGGAAGGAUACAGCAAGAUCGAGUGGACUCUGAUUCCCGUCGACGAAUUCGAAGAUCCCACGACCAAGCAGAUCCUUCAAUUCAUCGAUAUUUGCCAGAGGUCGCAGCUCAAGAAUCAGGCAAGUUUAAAAAACUUCAGUUCAAACUAACAUCAUUUUAUGUACUAA